Python bivittatus (Burmese python) is the source of this 2086-nucleotide messenger RNA. The record is from RefSeq and is a predicted model, not a curated record. Lineage: Eukaryota; Metazoa; Chordata; Lepidosauria; Squamata; Pythonidae.
AUGACCAGCGAGGUGACAGUCACACGCUUCCCACAACUAGAGAAGGAGCACCAGUGCGGAGCGUGGGCAGCGUGGCAGGCGCUAACGAUCCUUUGGCAUAACCAAUUCUGUGCAGCCAGAACUCCCGGAGUCCUGCUCUUGCCUCCUGGCCAGGUGAACAAGAAAAACAGUGCCCAUCCGCCACUUACUGCUGGCAGUGCCCUGCAGGCAAACGCUCCCUGCAAAUGGCUCUCGGAUGCCCUCUUGCGGAUGCAGUGGAAACAGGCUCUACCCGGAGUAAAAGACGACCUCAAAGAACUGGGCUGCACCACACUUCCUCAUGCAGAGCCAGUCCCUUUUCUGAAAGUUUUUUCAGAGCACGCAAGAGCCGAGGCAAAGCCACGGACGCCCACGGGACCAGAAACCGGCUGCUCCGCUACGCUUCUGGCUCCUAAAUCCGCCUCCGUCUUGACCGAAGUUUUGGGCCGGCCCUGGGCAAGCGCAGCGCCGCGCCGCCGUGCUCCGGAAGCCUCACCGCGUCUGCCUUGUCCCGCAGCUGUGGUCGCGCGGCCGGUGGCCUUGGAGGAGCCGAUCCUGCUGCAGCUGCGGAUUAUCCAGAUUCUGUCCAGGCUGGAAGAAGAUUGGACCAUUGAUACAGAAACUGGGCUCACACCUCUUGAGACUGUGCUUGUCCUUCUAGAGAAGUUGGAGAAGGAAUGCCACAUUGAUGUGAAACUAAUGGAGGAAAUAAUGAAAAGAAUAAAGGAGGCUGCAGUUAUCACCUGUGUUAAGAACAAAGAAUAUGAACAUGCCAGCAAAAUCUUAAAGAGACACAUGUCAAGGGACCCAAGCAGCCAGCACAUGAGGACAGCAUUGUAUCGCAUCAUCCAAGAGAAAAACUCCUCUCAUCCAACCAUCUGGGAUUUCUCCUACAAAGCUUUCCAGCAGAGGAUUCUUCUCUUCUUCGAGCAUUACUUGGAUGAUUCUGAGCCAUUUCUCUUAGUGAUGGCAAGAAAGGAUUCCACUGAUAAGAUGGAUUCCAAGAAUAGCCCCGUGGGAGCAGCUAGCAAGGAGAAAAUGGCUGUUUCAGAGGCUGCACAAGAGACCCCCCAGACAUCUGGCACAGCAGAUGGAGAGACUGUGGAAAAGCUCAGCAAAGCCCCAGAAAGUGGGUCAGAGGCAGGGGCAGAAGAAAGGCCAGCGUGUGGUGCAGGAACCAGAGAAACAGCAGCAAAACCUUUGCCAGCACUGGGUACAAGUGGAGAGACCAUUUUAGAAUGUGUGGAGGCAGCCAGCGUGCGCACCAAAGCAUCGCCACGUGUGGGUGGAGCCACUGCUAUUGCCCCCGUGUCUGCUGCUUCCAAGGACUCAGAUCAGGGCUCCAGCCCGAAGGCAGCUUCCUACGGGCUCUCUGUGCUGAGAGAAGCCUUCAAGAUCCUUUCUGGUGCCCCAGACCCCGAGGAGGCGUUCUUGCAACUAGACAAGACGGACUGGACUGGCUCCAAGCCACGCUCGCCUUCUGGGUCCCCUAGAGCCAAGCGCCAGAAGAAGGACAAAGGAGAUGCCCACGUCAGCUUCAGCCUGGUGAAGACAAGAUCCUUGCCCUCUAUAAGCAACAUGCUUUUGGGGACAGAGAGGAACUGUUCUCCUGCCAGGCACAUCUUGCCCACAAAGCCACCUUUGACUUUGGGGGCCCAACCAGCGAAGUGCCGAGAGCCCACCCCAAGUGCGUCCCCCGCAGUUCCCAGGAUGGCGAAGCCAGGAGCUACCCCUUCGGUUCCGCAGGAGGAGAAGGCAGCCUGGAGUGACGAGGAUGAGUUCUUCGCAGAGCAGCAGUCAGAGGGGUCAAUUGGCACCAACCCUUCCAGUACUAGGAAGAAGAAGUGGUCUCCAGAAGAGACUGCCUGGAUCAAGGCAGGUGUGGAGAAGUUUGGGGAGGGGAACUGGAAAGUUAUUUAUCAAGCAUAUCCUUUUAAGGAUCGUACACCUGUGAUGAUCAAGGACCGUUGGCGAACGAUGAAGAAGCUGGGACUUGACUGAACUUGAGGGCAGGGGCUAGCAGUGUGCCUUAAGUGUGUUAUUUAUUUAAUAAAAUGUUUAUACUGAA